GCGGAGUCGCAGGUCGGCCCGCUGCUUUACUCUCCGCUUUAUUUAUCGCCGGAGAUGGUCCAUAAGCUUUCAAGAAGGACGAGAGCUCCAUCGAAGUUCCACCCACGGAAUUUCAAGAGUACGGGACCAGAGGAGAGUGUCGACUUUGAACCUCUUGCUCGGCCGCCGAAGGCGACAAGAUUUAGCCCAACAACUUCCCUUGCAGAAAAGAGGAAAUGGCGGCGAGCAGAUGGAGAAAUCUAUAGACCGGAUUACAGAAAGAAACGCCCGAACAGCUCUAAUCUUUAAGACUCGGAGCUUAGAAUAACGACAAGCAUGAUGAAAGGUAGACUAAAGUCGCUGAAGUAUCUUCUCAACGUCCGAUCCUGCGAAAAUGGAGUCUCUAUAUUGCAAUUACAUGAGAAACAAACGAGCUGGUAGCCAUGAUGAGGAUCGUGGAUCUUGGUAGUUAUGCGAAUCUUACUUACUUUGGAAUGAAGAAGUUGAAAGUCACCGAAAUGGACGCCCUGUAGAACAUCCAAAUAACCGGGGACCUGCAAGAAUCAUACACAUUGUACGAGGAAGUAUCGGAGCUGACGCGGCUAAGUUCUCAACUCCUGUUGUACUAAACGAUAGAUACUUACAAUUUGUCAAAUGGGCAGACGAAGUCACCAUUUCCACGUUUCGUACGUUAUCGCGACAUCAGUUUGAGUCUAUUGGCAGCUCCAGCUCAAGCGUAGUCUCAAGGACUUUCAAUGUCGCCUCGGCAGCAGUAGCAGCAUCCACACCAAACAACAACGCGGAGCUCAAGAUUUGCACCAGUUGGAUAAUUGUGGCCACGGUAGAAAAGUUCUACAUUUUCAGAAUUGCAAGGACUAUUAUUACACGAAGAAAGUUCUGGGAUUUUUGACAAACAACAAGAAUCCAAAGAUAUACUCUACGUGCACAAGUCAGAUUGGUUCCACAACAAAGGAGUACGAUUUGGCCGCUCAAGCAAAGUCGGGGACGCAACUAUCAAACGCAUCAUCCCUGCAAACGUUGUGAUGAGAAAUCUGACCUGGAGAAGGCAAGCGGGGAAGAUCAAGCGGCAUUCAACGCAUGCAUGUCAGCUUUCAUCGUUGAUGAAGAACCAUGGUUUCUUGACUCAGGCGCAAGCUCACACGUCACAUAAAAC
This is a messenger RNA of Marchantia polymorpha subsp. ruderalis, 1153 nucleotides long. NCBI's taxonomy places the organism in Eukaryota, Viridiplantae, Streptophyta, Marchantiopsida, Marchantiales, Marchantiaceae. The record is from the annotation of a GenBank genome assembly.